UCGCGAGCAAACAACAACUGCAAAUGCUCGUCGUCCCUGCGGCGUCAUCUAGAAAUGCAAAUACGGGCACUCUCGUCAAUUGUGUGAUGACGUAGGCUUCGUUGCUUUAGGAGACCUUAGGUCCUCGUUACAAUGGGAGAAAUUACCCUUGAGGGAGCCAUCGCGCUUCUCGCAUCUGAAAAGCAGAGGGAUCGUUCAGAUGGGCUAGCCGAUCUUAAACAUAUACUACAGCAGAAUAGAAAGAACUCUAGACUAAGCACACUCAAUGACAAAGCCUGCCACAAACUCUUUGAGUCCUUAUUCCGAUAUGUUUCGGUGGAAAAGUCCCUGUAUACGCGCUCAAGCUCAAAAGGGGCCUCUGCUUCGCGAUUGUCAUCAUGUGCAUCUGUCCUUCGCACGGCGAUUGAUAUUUUCCUGCAUAAGCUGCGGGCGAAGUCGGUCCGCUCGAUAAUCGAUCAUGUCACAGAGACCGUUUCAGCUCCUGAAGCCCCUCUCGCUGAGGUUCUCGGCGUGGAUUAUAUCAAGUGCUUAACUACUCUACUAAGUUUCCCUCCCCACCUUGAACACCUCGCCGACAACGAAUGGGAUAAGAUCAUGGAGUUUUGCCUGCGAACUGUGGGAUCGCACAAAAGCGACAGCCAAGAAAGUGCGCAGUCCCAUCGCUUGUCUACUUUGGACAGCUUCUUGGCUCCUGCGAGUGGUACCUCAACACCGUCAAGGAUGCCUUCUAGGGGAAAGUCCAGACCUGAUACAAGUGCAGUCACAGAGGCUGUUUUGUGUAUUCAGCUUCUCGUUGGCUGCCCCACAGCUCCAAUCCUCGAUUCGGCCGAGGAGAUUCUCUGUGGGCUGACGAAGCUUUUGGGAUCAUCAAGUCUAGCUGGAAGUGGCUACCAAGCUGCCUUCGAUUGCAUAAACAGAGUCGCGAUGAAGGUAUUGCCUGAACAGUCAGAUCUUGCCCGGGAGUCAAUGCUUAACCUUAUCCCAGUGAUCAGGCGCUUGUGGUCCACCAAGAUCCUGGGCCUGAAGGAUGAAUUGCUUAUCACAUCCAUGCUAUGUGUGAUUAUACUAACCGACACGGCCCAUAAAGAGCCCUCCGAGACUCUAGUGCAAACCAUCGAAGGAUUGCUGGUUGCUCUGCACACUGAGUAUACAAAACGUCCCGAGAAGGAUAUUCUGCAAUUGGAUGAGCUGUCUUUCCACCGCCACACUUCAGCGGGACAGCAGAAAUACUGCAUAUGGCCUCGGCUCGAUGCCGCAAAAUCGGAGCAUAAUUGGUCUGCACUAUGGGUUAUGGCUAAGCUGACUGAGUUAUUGGAAGGUAUCUCUGUGCAGUUAACCCCUCCUGGGAUCAAUUCAAAGGUGAAAAAGCGUCGCCUUACCUCGAUGUCCGAUGACUUGAUUCGAGAUUCCACAACAUCUUCAGGCGCGAGAAGAGUCUGCGCCUUACAAUUAAUACCUUUUCUUCGCAGUUCGUAUACGAGCAUUGAGUCCAAAGCCAUGCUGCUUGAACGAUUGCUUCCUAGUAUGCUUGACGACAACAGUGCCAUCUCUAUAUGGACGAUGGUAGCCAUAGCAAGCAUUGCAAGCAGCCUCAAUGCAGGCCUGCCGCCUUUGAGACCAUAUUGGGAACAGGCCUGGGAGCUUGCGUCUCGAGCGUCAAGCUCUCAAGCAACGUCCAGAGCAGCUUGCAAUCUCAUGCACAACAUUCUUCAUUUUCAUCUUUUAGACUACUCUAUGAUUGCCCAGUCAAUAAACUCGAUGCUCUCUCAUAGCAACCUGGACGGGCAGUCUGCUCUGUCAGAUGCAUCUUUAGCACUUUGGGCUACAGUCGUUCGUAAGACGGCCCAGAUAAACCCUGGAUUGGUCACGGAAGCCUCUAGUAAAAUUUCGUCCUGGCUCCGCGAAUCGUGGACUAUAGGAACUGUGACAGACCGCUUAUAUACAGCACAGGUUGCCUCAUUUGCUCGCCCGCUAGAGAUCGUCAAUGUGCUGUUUGCCUGUACCAAUAGACGACUUACAAUGCCCAGAUGUCGGUACGGGGGACCCAACAGUACCGUUGCCAAAGGUUGGCAAUACUUCCUUGAGAAGAAACAGCUUUUGAAUUAUCUAUUCGAACUCGAAGAUUUGCUAGAUAGCGCGGAUAUAUGGAACGCCCAAGAGCCACUUCUCUUGAAUGCAUUCGCUCGAUCUGAUCCAAAUGAUCAUAUCAUUCUUGAUUUAUUGCAUACAAGAUCCGAGGGUCUCUUGCAAGCAUGGAAGUCAUUAUCAACCGACAAAUCACAUCAUAUCACAGCGGAUAUAGUGCAGAUAGUGGUGUCCUUCUGUGUCACAGUGGCGCUGUACACGGAAUGCCUACCAGAACAAGUUGCAGAGCGAACGCCUAGUCUACACAAAAAUAGUCGGUCGCUCUGGGAAAGCUUAUGUUCAUUCAUGCACUCACGAGAGCCAGUAUUCUUACAUGCUUGCUUAGCGAUCCUGUCGCCAUUCCUGACACCGGAAAAUCUGCUUUCUGCUCGCGAGUCUGUUGUAUCGAGGGCUCUAUCCUGCUUGUUUGGUCCUCUUGCGGAGUUACUGGAGAACUGUCGAGAACAACAGAAAGAAAGUCUGAACUCUCAUGAUGAAGAGACAAUGGAAUUGGAUGACCCACUUCUCACGGAUCUUGAUCGAUUGGCAGAUGUUACAGGCAUACUGAAGAACAACCGGGAAGCACUCCCAUUGCUUCAGGAUGGUGCCACAUUUCAGCGUUGUGUUACUGUUCAAGUAACUUGCUUCCAGAAGGUCUACACUUAUCUCAGUUCCCCUGACCAGCUGUCAAGUAGUGAUGGCCUUGUUAGAUACUUGACCAGUCUUGACGAAGUUGACAUCUUGUCUGCUCGGGGCUUCCUGCCCUAUGUCUUUCAAGUAUGUGCUGGAUUUAGCCGCGAAUCUCUGCUGAGCAUCCUUGAGAGUCUCGCCGAAAAGUGUCUUCAAUCCUACGGAUUGGAACGUUGCGAAAAUUCCCACCUUGUCUGUCUCCGUAUGAUGCAAAGCUUCGUCCCGUCAUGGACUAGACAGGAAGAAGAUGACUUUCAGGCUUCGGCAACUGACAUAUACACAUGGUUUGUGGACAUACUUUUCGCAAAAAAGAGAGCAUCAUCCUCAGUUUUGAUCGCAAUGACUGAGCUGUUAGGGAAUAUUCUUGCUCAAAAUUCUGCGUAUACAAGCGGCCCAGCAAGUCCUUCUCCACGAACCUGUCUCUUCACAAUACUUCGGGAGGGAAACGCCUCGGUGAAGUUCAAGGCUGGUGAAUUGAUUCCUCAACUUUUCGGCAGGUUCCCUCUCGCCGACCAUGACGCUAUAUUCAGUGAUGUGUUGAAUAACCUACCUAGAGACCCUGAUUGGAUGGAAGGAAUUGCUCUUCGCCUAUUCAUGCUGGCUCGCCUUGCUUCAAUGUGGCACACCCUGCUCCGUAGGAGCAUUUAUCACAUGUUCGAAACCCCUGCUCAUGUUCCAUCCUCACUCUGUUACGCUGAGAAGUGCAUGAGGGAAGUUGCUAGAAAACUUGGGCUCCAAGAUGCUAAAGAGCUCUUCCGCUUGUUUUGUUCCCAAAUUAUCUACACGUGGACCGAAGGGCAGUCGAUUACCUCAUUGCCUUUUAGUGUCUUCGGUUAUACCAGCACCAAAGAGAUGUUGAGUGAUGUACAAGAUGAAGCUGUUGGUCAAAUCAUGAUGCGUUGGAAUGAGCAUGAAGCGAAUGAGCUCGCGGCUUGUACUGGCACACCAUUUGCUGAACUUCUAGCCGCAUCUUUCCAUCAAGCUGAGGCUUACAGCAUAGCCCGUGACAUCAGUGUUCCUCCUAGCCAAGGGAGCCAACCCACGGGCGUGGAAAAUCAACUAAAGAAGAUGAUGGGUGCAGAUAGGUUCAUUUCAUUGGUUGAAACGCAUUUUCCGCAAGUCAUAGCAACCUUUUUCGGAACUCUUGAUCAAUACGACCAAUUUGAGAGAGCACUUCAGAAGCGGAGUAACUUCCGUGAAGCCCACGAAACCCUGAAUUCUAUUAUUGAAAGGAGCUACUCGAGCGUCGUGCUACCUGCCAAUCAACAACCGUCGUUCAGGGCUCGUUACCUCAUCGACGAGCUCGAUUUCAUCUGCAAGCGCAGUGGAUAUGAACUAGCGACCAUCUGGACACCUGCGCUGGCAACUUACGUUUGCCGAACAUUGUUGGAUACUAUCCAUCCAGCCCUCGGCUCUCUCCACACUUGCUCUGUGAUUCGAAAAAUCAGGAUUCUUGUCAGUAUUGCUGGUCCUGUCAUGCUGCGAGAUUAUCCAUUCGAAAUGGUCAUUCAUGCUCUCCGACCCUAUCUGAUAGAUAUUUUCUGCGCAGAGGAUGCACUCGGUAUCUUCUGGUACAUGCUGGACGCAGGCAAAGAUUAUUUGAGCGAGAGUCCCGGUCUUAUGGCUGGGAUCGUGGUUACCACACUGCUCUCCUUGAGAAGAUUUGUGUCUUCACCACCGGCAGAUUCAACACAGCAGGACCUUUUGCAGCAGGUACUCGCCAAACUAGCAGAGUUUCUGGCAUGGCUCAACGAGUUCCUGGACUCUUAUGAGUCUUCGGCUCUGAGUCCCGAAAAGUCUGAAUUGUUCAAGGUCUUGAUGCGCUCAUGCUCAGCAACGACUAAUGCCCAACGAGACGCACAAAGCGAGAAUGAGCAUACCUUGCUUCUGCAUGUCCUUGAUGACAAAAGUGCCGUGAAUAGUCUCCUCAGCGAACCUGUGUCGGAUCAUAUUGUAUCAUUGCUAUGCGCCGAAAAAGAACUUCCACGAGAUCACAUGCUCCAUCUUGAUUCUAUUGAGAGUGAUGUGGUAGCUACCUCGAGUGCUGAGCUAGUUUGUCAAAUGAUACAGAAGUUCGAGUGCCGUGUUGAGUACAAGCUCUGGGCUGCUAAGGUGAUUGGGAAAGCGUUUGCCGCUACAGGUAGUAUCAGUGACACUCUAUCAAGAGAACAGGAGCCUGCAUUAUCUGAAACGCCUCAGCAUCGGGCAGUCCCGGAUCCAACACACUGCUCUAAAGUCAGUAUCUUGGUCCAGCUUUGCAAUAUGCUGCAGAAUAGCAGUCGUGCUGAGGUUGGCCUUAUCGAGCGUACAAUGCAACUUAUCGUCAGCAACCUAAGCAAUUAUCCUGAGCUUGACUACUGCCGCAGUAUCAUCUCGCCUUCCCUUCUCAGCGCCUUGACAUGGGAUCCUUACCACUGCCCUGAUAUUCCUGCGCGCCUAAGAAAAGCAGACGCAGACGACGUGCUAGAAUGGGAUGCUAGCGCCUCAGCAUUUGACUUUGCUAAAGAUGUCGGACUAUUCUUGUCAAAAGCAGCUUCUGAAGACCCCGUGGUUGGCCCCUUGCACACGCUGUUGAAUGUCAUGCCAAAUUUAGCGGUGCAGAUCCUGCCACAAAUCCUUCAUGAAGUCUUGCUAGCAGACCUGCAAGGAGAGGUACAUGUUCGUCAUGCGAUCUCCGAAGUCUUCAAGAAGGUGCUACGGCAGGUCGAUGAGACGACCAUACCUCAUGCAAGGCUUGUGAUAAAUUGCAUUCUCUAUCUCCGAAAUCAGCCAUGGCCGGACGAGUCGACCAUUGUGGAUCGAGACGCAUGGCUCGACAUCGAUUUCGCUCAGGCUGCUUCAGCAGCCAGUCAAUGCUUUUUGCCGAAGACGGGGCUUCUUUUUCUCGAAAUUUGUGCCUCUCGCCUGACGCCCACAUCUCGUCGUUCCUCGCUCGCCAAGUACGAAGCGCCACCGGAAAUCCUGCACGCUCUCUACCGAGAGAUAGACGAUCCUGAUAUCUUUUAUGGCAUCCAGGAGGAGCCGUCUUUGGAAGCCGUUAUGGACAAGCUCGAACAUGAGAGCUCUGGAUUCAAGAACUUGUUGUUUCAAAGUGCGCAAUAUGACAGUGAGAUUCAAAUGGGAGGAACUGCGAGUGUCCACGGUGUCUUGAAAGCACUCCAUUCAACGAAUCUCCAAGGCAUAGCAAACUCCGUGUUUGUGGCCUCCGGAAACUCGAAGGACACUUCGCUGUCCCUCGACAGCAUGCUUCAGACAGCGACCAGUUUGCGACAGUGGGAUAUUCCUGUGUCACCUUUGCAUGCAUCGCCGCCAGGGGCGGUUUUUCGCACUUUUCAGAGUCUCAGCACGUCAGGAACACUGGCUGAUAUCUCAACCUCCGUCAACGAGUGCCUCCUGAGUAGCCUGGAGCUGUUGAAUAGCAACAGUCGGUCAGUGAGCGGCUUAAGGACUGCCAUGAGGGUCCUGGGAAUCAUGACAGAAGUCAGCGAUGUCUUAUGCGCGCGAUCGGCGGAUGAACUUGAUGAAGAGUGGCAGAAGAUAGCAUCCAGAAAUUCCUGGCUGAGAACAACCAGCCCGAACGAAGUCGGGGAGAUCUUGACCUGCCAUGAGGCACUUUUCUCUACAAUCAAGCAAAAAGGCAUUUUGAAGUCAGCAAUCAAUCUUCAGGAUUCUGACGCGCACUUGUUGGAAAUCAAGGUUUUUCGCCAGUCGCUCGAGAUUGCACGAAGCCACGGUAUAUCGCAGGCCUCGCUGAAGAUCGCGUUUUGUCUACAAAAGCUUGCAUCUGAAAGCGCCCUACUGGGCAUUGACACUGGAGGCGCGGCAAAAUUCGAUCUUGCUAAUGUUUUAUGGGACCAAGGCGAAAUGGCGGCGUCAAUUAAAAUGCUCCAGCAGCUAAAGGAUAGGAAUGACUUACACAAGCAAGCAGUGCCUAUCAGCCGCGCGGAACUUCUCGUAACUCUGGGUCACCGCACGGCAGAAGCACGGUUGGAAAAACCGGAAACCAUCAUACAAGACUACAUGUCGGUGGCAGUGAAGGAACUAAAACACCGCGCCCAAGGAGAGGAUGCUGGCCGAGUUUACCACGGCUUUGCAAUGUUCUGCGAUCAGCAAUUACAAAACCCUGACGGGCUGGAAGAUUUCAGACGAGUUGAACAACUGCGGAACCGUAAAGAGCAAGAAGUUAUCGCGUUGGAAGAGAUGAUGGCGCAGGCAUCUGGCAGAGAAAAAGAAGCCCUCAAAUUUCACCGGUCCAAGACGAAGCAGUGGUUUGACCUUGAUGAUCGAGAUUACCAACGUCUGCUACGCAGCCGGGAAGCCUUCCUUCAGCAAUGUCUUGAGAACUAUCUGCUGUGCUUGAGAGAGAGCGAGUCAUGGAACAACGAUGCCCUCCGUUUCUGCGCGUUGUGGCUUGACAAGUCCGACAGCCCAAUCGCGAACAUGGCUGUGUCGAAGUAUCUUCAUCAAGUCCCCAGCCGCAAAUUCGCAUCCUUGAUGAAUCAGUUGACAUCUCGUCUCCUAGAUGUUCCCGAUGAGUUCCAAAAGAUGCUCUUUGCGCUGAUAUAUCGCAUUUGCGUCGAGCAUCCUUUCCAUAGCAUGUACCAGAUUUUCGCGAGUAGCAAAUCCAAGGGUGGCAAAGAUGAAUUGGCCCUAUCGCGCUACCGGGCAGCCAACAAGCUGGUGGACGGCCUCAAGAACGACAAACGCAUGGGAUUGACCUGGGUCAAUGUUCACAACGCUAACAUUAGCUAUGUGCGAUUCGCGAUUGACAAGCCGGACGACAAGCUAAAGAGUGGUGCCAAGGUUCCAUUGAAGAAGUUGGCUACCGGUCAACGCCUCGAACGGGAUGCAGCUGACUUGAAACUACCGCCUCCAACAAUGCGAAUCGAGAUUCGCCUUGACUGUGACUAUAGUGACGUACCCAGGCUCCAAAGGUACCAGCCCGAGUUUACAAUUGCUUCUGGUGUCAGUGCUCCGAAGAUUGUCACGGCAAUUGCUAGCAACGGCCAACGCUACAAGCAACUGUUCAAAGGAGGAAACGAUGACCUGCGACAAGAUGCUAUCAUGGAACAGGUCUUUGAACAAGUCAGCAGCCUUCUCAAAGAUCACCAAGCCACUCGACAACGUAACCUGGGAAUCCGCACCUAUAAGGUGCUUCCCCUCACUUCGAAUGCUGGAAUUAUUGAGUUCGUUCCCCAUACGAUCCCACUCCACGACUACUUGAUGCCAGCACAUCAGAAGUACUUCCCGAAAGACAUGAAGCCGAACGUGUGCCGUAAACAUAUUAGCGACGUGCAGACGCGGUCGUUCGAGCAAAGGGUCCGAACCUACCGUCAAGUGACGGAACAUUUCCAUCCAGUGAUGAGGUUUUUCUUCAUGGAGAAGUUCAACAACCCUGACGACUGGUUCGCCAAGAGACUCGCAUACACUCGGAGUACAGCAGCUAUCUCAAUUCUAGGUCAUGUCCUAGGACUGGGUGAUCGACAUGGCCAUAACAUCCUGCUGGAUGAGAGGACUGGUGAGGUGGUCCACAUUGAUCUGGGCGUCGCCUUUGAACAAGGCCGAGUUCUCCCGGUCCCCGAAGUGGUCCCCUUUCGUCUUACACGCGACCUAGUGGACGGGAUGGGGAUUAGCAAGACUGAAGGCGUCUUCAGGCGCUGUUGCGAGUUUACUCUGGAUGCCCUACGGCAGGAGUCGUAUAGCAUCAUGACGAUCCUGGAUGUGCUCCGAUACGACCCGCUCUACAGCUGGACAGUGUCCCCGCUGCGACUGAAAAGGAUGCAAGACGCACAGGAUGCGGCGGAUGAGGACGGACCUCCAGUAAUCACUGGCAAUAUGGACCAGCGAUCGGCCAACGAGCCAAGUGAAGCAGACCGCGCCCUCACGGUGGUAGCGAAGAAGUUGGGCAAAACGUUGAGCGUGACGGCCACGGUGAACGAACUUAUCCAACAAGCCACGGAUGAAAAAAAUCUUGCAGUCCUAUACUGCGGCUGGGCCGCAUAUGCUUGAGUUGGCAGUGAGACUUCGAAUUCUUCAUAAUCUUGUUCUAUUGUUGCACUAUGUCUUGAGCGCACAUUUCUUCCAAUAUAGAACGAUUCGGUGACAGAUAGUUUGCUGCAUCGCAGUGUUGGACGAACUAUAUAUUCGGC
Molecule: messenger RNA, 8963 nt
Organism: Aspergillus homomorphus CBS 101889
Lineage: Eukaryota; Fungi; Ascomycota; Eurotiomycetes; Eurotiales; Aspergillaceae
Gene: atmA
Product: DNA-binding protein kinase TEL1
Exons: 9
Coding region: 133-8823 (2896 amino acids)
Biological process (GO): DNA repair
Molecular function (GO): protein serine/threonine kinase activity; protein binding
Source: RefSeq, a predicted model, not a curated record